UGCGAAGACAGUCGGGCCAGGGCCUAGCCCGGGCGCGCGGCUGCCCGGGGGCGCGCAGGGAGGGCGGGCCGCGCGAAGGGGGAGUGUCUGCCCGCUGCUGCUACUGCUGCCGCCGCCGCCGCCGCCGCCGCCGCCGCCGCCGCUACCGCCGCCGCUACCGGUGCUGAGGAGUUCGCUGGAACCCUUUCCUCAGACCUGGCCCCGUCUUCCCGCCCUGACUCCGGGCGCCAGCGCUAGGCGCACUUACCGCUUUGACGGGUGCAGAAGCGGGAGUUGCCCCAGACUGUGGAGUGGCGGGCACGGCCCCAGCCCCCCUUCCCCUCCCUGACCCCUUCUUGCCAUCGCCCCAGACAUGGGGAACGCGGCGACCGCCAAGAAAGGCAGCGAGGUGGAGAGCGUGAAAGAGUUUCUAGCCAAAGCCAAAGAAGACUUUUUGAAAAAAUGGGAGAAUCCAACUCAGAAUAAUGCCGGACUUGAAGAUUUUGAAAGGAAAAAAACCCUUGGAACAGGUUCAUUUGGAAGAGUCAUGUUGGUAAAACACAAAGCCACCGAACAGUAUUAUGCCAUGAAGAUCUUAGAUAAGCAGAAGGUUGUUAAACUGAAGCAAAUAGAGCAUACUUUGAAUGAGAAAAGAAUAUUACAGGCAGUGAAUUUUCCUUUCCUUGUUCGACUGGAGUAUGCUUUUAAGGAUAAUUCUAAUUUAUACAUGGUUAUGGAAUAUGUCCCUGGGGGUGAAAUGUUUUCACAUCUAAGAAGAAUUGGAAGGUUCAGUGAACCCCAUGCACGGUUCUAUGCAGCUCAGAUAGUGCUAACAUUCGAGUACCUCCAUUCACUAGACCUCAUCUACAGAGAUCUAAAACCUGAAAAUCUCUUAAUUGACCAUCAAGGCUAUAUCCAGGUCACAGACUUUGGGUUUGCCAAAAGAGUUAAAGGCAGAACUUGGACAUUAUGUGGAACUCCAGAGUAUUUGGCUCCAGAAAUAAUUCUCAGCAAGGGCUACAAUAAGGCAGUGGAUUGGUGGGCAUUAGGAGUGCUAAUCUAUGAAAUGGCAGCUGGCUAUCCCCCAUUCUUUGCAGACCAACCAAUUCAGAUUUAUGAAAAGAUUGUUUCUGGAAAGGUCCGAUUCCCAUCCCACUUCAGUUCAGAUCUCAAGGACCUUCUACGGAACCUGCUGCAGGUGGAUUUGACCAAGAGAUAUGGAAAUCUAAAGAAUGGUGUCAGCGAUAUAAAAACUCACAAGUGGUUUGCCACGACAGAUUGGAUUGCUAUUUACCAGAGGAAGGUUGAAGCUCCAUUCAUACCAAAGUUUAGAGGCUCUGGAGAUACCAGCAACUUUGAUGACUAUGAAGAAGAAGAUAUCCGUGUCUCUAUAACAGAAAAAUGUGCAAAAGAAUUUGGUGAAUUUUAAAGAGGAACAAGAUGACAUCCGAGCUCACACUCAGUGUUUGCACUCUGUUGAGAGAUAAGGUAGAGCUGAGACCGUCCUUGUUGAAGCAGUUACCUAGUUCCUUCAUUCCAACGACUGAGUGAGGUCUUUAUUGCCAUCAUCCCGUGUGUGCACUCUGCAUCCACCUAUGUAACAAGGCACCGCUAAGCAAGCAUUGUCUGUGCCAUAACACAGUACUAGACCACUUUCUUACUUCUCUUUGGGUUGUCUUUCUCCUCUCCUACAUCCAUUUCUUCCUUUUCCAGUUUCAUUGGUUUUCUCUAAACAGUGCUCCAUUUUAUUUUGUUGGUGUUUCAGAUGGGCAGUGUUAUGGCUACGUGAUAUUUGAAGGGAAGGAUAAGUGUUGCUUUUAGUAGUUCUUGCCAAUAUUGUUGUUGGUCAAUGGCUUGAAGAUAAACUUUUUACUUUGAGUAACUCAGACUCGGUUUUGCCAAAACUCUUGAUAAUUUUUGAAGAUAGACUGUCUUAUCAUCAAGGAAAUUUAUACAAAUUAAGACUAACUUUCUUGGAAUUCACUAUUCCGGCAGUAAAUUUUGGUAGACUAAUACAGUACAGCUAGACCCAGAAAUUUGGAUGGCUGUAGAUCAGAGGUUCUAGUUCCCUUUCCCUCCUUUUAUAUCCUCUUCCCCUUGAGUAAUGAAGUGACCAGCCUGUGUAGUGUGACAAAUGUGUCACUUUCAGCAGGAAAAACUAAUGAUAUGGAUCAUCACCCACAUUCUCUCGCUUGGUACCAGCAUUUCUGUAGGUAUUAGAGAAGAGUUCUAAGUUUUCUAAACCUUAACUGUUCCUUAAGGAUUUUAGCCAGUAUUUUAAUAGAACAUGGUUAAUGAAAGUGACAAAUUUUACAGUUUCUCUAAUAGUUCUCAUCAUAAACUUUUUAAAUGAAAAUAAGCAAACUAAAAACAUUGGUUUGGAUAAAUACUUACACUUUGCAAAGUCAAAAAAUGACUUGGUUAUUGAAAACAUUAUAGAGGUAUUCAUAUUUAAAUGAGGGUUUACGUUUGUUUUGUUUUGUAACCCUUAAAAAGAAGUUGUUUCCAGCUAAUUAUUCUGGUAUACUGUAUUUGUGAGCCUAGAGUAGGGGCACUGCUGCAACUUCUGCUUUCAUCCCGUGCCUCAUCAAUGAGGAAAGGGAACAAAGUGUGUAAAACUGCCACAAUUGUAUUUUAAUUUUCAGGUAUGAUAUUUUCAGAUAUUUCAUAAUUUCUAACCUCUUUUCUGUCAGUAAACAGAAUGUCUGAUCAAUCAUGCAGAUACAAUUUUGGUAUUUGAGAGGUUAGUUUUUUUUCUACAGUUUUUUUUUUUUUUUUGCCAACUGACUUAACAACAUUGCUGUCAGGUGGAAAUUUCAAGCACUUUUGCACAUUUAGUUCAGUGUUUGUUGAGAAUCCAUGGCUUAACCCAGUUGUUUUUCUGUUUUUUUCUUUACUUUUAAUUUUCCCCAUCUGAUUUUAUCUCUGCGUUUCAGUGACCUACCUUAAAACAACACAUGAGAAGAGUUAAACUGGGUUCAUUUUGGUGAUCAAUUCACAUGCAUAUAAAAUUUGUUGUUUUUAAUCACGCUGAUCUUAAUGUAUAUAAUCAUUCUAUUUGCUUUAUUAUCGGUGCAGGUAGGUCACUCACACCACUUCUUUUCAUCUGUACCACACCCUUGUAAAACCUUUGAAGACAUAAAAAAAUCCUGUCUGAGAUGUUCUUUCUACCAAUCUAUAUGUCUUUCGGUUAUCAAGUGUUCCUGCAUGGUAAUGUCACGUAAAUGCUGAUAUUGAUAUCACUGGUCCAUCUAUAUUUAAAAUGUGCAAGAAAAAAAUUAAAAUACUCUGCUCUAGCAAGUUUUAUGUAACAAAGGCAUAUCGUCAUGUUAAUAAAUUUAAAACAUCAUUUGUAUAAAAUAUUUUAAUUUUCUUGUAUUUCAUGUAGACCCAAGAACAUGCUGACCAAUGUAUUCUAUAUGUAAACUACAAAUUCUAUGGUAGCUUUGUUGUAUAUUAUUGUAAAAUUAUUUUAAUAAGUCAUGGGGAUGACAAUUUGAUUAUUACAAUUUAGUUUUCAGUAAUCAAAAAGAUUUCUAUGAAUUCUAAAAAAAAUAUUUUUUUCUAUGAAAUUACUAGUGCCCAGCUGUAGAAUCUACCUUAGGUAGAUCACCCCUAGACGUACAUUGGUUUUGAGGGCUAUUCAGCCAUUCCAUUUUACUCUCUAUUUAAAGGCCUUGAGCAAGCUUAUCAUGAGCGAAUACAUCAAGGGAGUCAAUUUCUGACCAAUCAAGUACACUAAAUUAGAAUAUUUUUAAGGUAUGUAAAAUUCCCAGUUUCAGCCACAAUUUAGCCAAGAACAAGAUAUAAACUUGAAUAAGAAGUAAGUAGCAUAAAUCAGUAUUUAACCUCAAAUUACAUUAUUUGAAACAGAAGAUACUAUGUUAUGCUCAGUAAAUAAUUAAGAGAUGGCAUUGUAUAAGAAGGAGCCCUAGACUGAAAGUCAAGACAUCUGAAUUUCAGGCUGGAAAACUAUCAGUAUGAUCUCAGUCUCAGUUCUCUUGUCUGUAAAAUGGAAGAACUGGAUUAGGCAGUUUGUAAAAUUCCUCCUAACUUUCACAGUUGAUGACAAGAUUGUCUUUUCAUCUGAAAUUUUGAAGGGUAUGUUGCUUUGAAGUAAGUCUUAGUAAGGCAAUAUAUUUUAGGGCAUCUUUCUUCUUAUCUCUGACAGUGUUCUUAAAAUUAUUUGAAUAUCAUAAGAACUUGGUGUCUGUCCUAAUUCCUUUCUCACUCACUGAUGCUGAACACCCAGUUGAAUCAAACUGUCAACCUACCAAAAAAGAUACUGUGGCUUAUGGGUAUUGCUGUCUCAUUCUUGGUAUAUUCUUGUGUUAACUGCCCAUUGGCUUGAAAAUACUCAUUGUAAGCCUGAAAAAAAAAUUUCUUUCUCACUGUUUUUUCUGCUUGUUGUAAGAAUCAAAUGAAAUAAUGUAUGUGAAAGCACCUUGUAAACUGUAACCUAUCAAUGUAAAAUGUUAAGGUGUGUUGUUAUUUCAUUAAUUACUUCUUUGUUUAGAAUGGAAUUUCCUAUGCACUACUGUAGCUAGGAAAUGCUGACAACAACUGUGUUUUUUAAUUAAUCAAUAACUGCAAAAUUAAAGUACCUUCAAUGGAUAAGA
Molecule: messenger RNA, 4598 nt
Organism: Piliocolobus tephrosceles (Ugandan red Colobus)
Lineage: Eukaryota; Metazoa; Chordata; Mammalia; Primates; Cercopithecidae
Gene: PRKACB
Product: protein kinase cAMP-activated catalytic subunit beta
Exons: 10
Coding region: 353-1408 (351 amino acids)
Biological process (GO): protein phosphorylation
Cellular component (GO): cAMP-dependent protein kinase complex; cytosol; nucleus
Molecular function (GO): ATP binding; cAMP-dependent protein kinase activity
Source: RefSeq, a predicted model, not a curated record